This is a messenger RNA of Exaiptasia diaphana, 5064 nucleotides long. Its product is annotated as polycystic kidney disease protein 1-like 2. Gene Ontology annotation, molecular function: calcium channel activity; calcium ion binding; protein binding. The annotation marks the transcript as partial. The transcript has 5 exons. The record is from RefSeq and is a predicted model, not a curated record. Gene Ontology annotation, cellular component: membrane. NCBI's taxonomy places the organism in Eukaryota, Metazoa, Cnidaria, Anthozoa, Actiniaria, Aiptasiidae. Gene Ontology annotation, biological process: detection of mechanical stimulus.
AUAAUGGAAUAUAACAAUGUUUACCAAUUUUGUGAAUCUCCCGAAGAUCUGAUAUCCGGUCUUCUUCAUUUCAAUCUUCUACAAGCUAAUGGAUCAAACCAUGACAUUACGAAUACAAAAGAAUUCAUUCAAGUCAACAUAUCACAUUCUCCUCAAGCACUGCCAGCUAGCAAUUUCUCUGAGCGUUACUACGUAGAUCCCCUAAACGGAACUACUAGAUUUCAUAGAAUUAAUUGGACGUCACCAGAAACCGCUGUAAAUAUUGAAUUUCUACCAAAUUCUUCCUAUCUGAUAAAGUGGUAUAUGUAUGUUGUCUAUGGUGAAAAAGUGCUAUCUGGAGAACCGCCUGUUUUAACAGUGUAUUCUUCAAAUGAAACAGACACAAUAUACGUGCUCCAAUUGUCAAGAAACCGUUACAGAGAAACUGGUUUGUAUAAGAUCUACUUAAAAAUGGACCUUUCUGAUGAGRUUGAGGAGCUUUGGAAAGCCGAUCAAGUUAAUAUAUCCUAUAGUCUUGGCAUUUAUCAGUCUGCGUGUUUUUUCUGGAAUAAUAAAAAGAAAGCAUUCAUUUCUGAUGGAUGUAAGGUUGGUCCAAAAACAUCCUUAAAGAAGACUCAUUGUUUGUGUAAACGUUUUGGAGCCUUUGGCUCAUUAGUCAGCAUCAUGAAGAGCGAACUUGGAUUUGAUCCUAUCAUUUUCACAGUACCAAUCAAAAAGCUGAGUCCUAUUGCUAUGAUAAUGGUUAUCCUUGUACUUUGCUUAUAUGCUUUACUGUUUGCUUGGGCUUGGUACAAGGACAUGAAAGACAAAGAAAAAGACGAUGUUGUACACCUCAUGGAUAACCAUCCAAAAUUUAAAUUUAAAUAUGAGAUAAAAGUUUUUACUGGCCUCAGUAAAAAUGCUGGAAGCACUGCAAAUGUGUGUUGCAUCAUAAAAGGAGAAGAUGGUCAAACCUCUGUAAGAGCGUUGCAUGAUAUUGAACGACAAAGAUUUCAAAGAUCGGCUGUAGAUGUUUUUCUUCUCUGUACACCCCUUCAUUUGGGAAGACUUAACUAUCUGGAGAUAUGGCACAAUAAUGACGGGGACGACCCCUCCUGGUAUUUGAUCAAGGUGUCAAUUCGAGACAUUCUAAAAGAUGAAUUAUAUUAUUUCAUGUGCAACCAAUGGUUGGCUGUUGAGCAUCAUGAUGGUCAAGUUAAAAGGAAUUUGCCAGUGGCAAAGAAAGAAGAGGUAGAAUCGUUCAAGCAUUUGUUUACAAGUGUUGCUCGAAAUAGAUUGACAGAAGGACAUCUCUGGUUAUCCGUAUUCACAAGACCCUCUCGUAGUCGAUUUUCUCGAGUUCAAAGACUAUCAUGCUGUUUAAUGUACAUCUAUUGUGCGAUGUUCAUCAAUUCGUUCUUAUACAAAGUUUGGGGACAAGCGGAUCCAUCCAUCACAAUGGCAAUCGGACCACUUCGGAUUUCUCCUCAUCAAAUUUAUGUGACGCUUAUUUGCGGCUUAUUAUUGCUUCCUAUUAAUGAAGUCAUGGUCGGAAUAUUUCGAAGUAUAAAAGCAAAAAGUGAUGACGAUGACGAUGACAACAAAUUGAAGGAUGCGCCACUCCUUUCAAAUGGCAAAGACCUGUUAGAACUUAUUGACUGGUAUAGAAUAGCUGGACAAUCAGAGACAAAGCUGCACGAAGUUGAUUCCAAAGAACAUUUACAAAGCUCUGGUCUAUGUAAGAAAAAAAUGGAUGAAAAAACUUUGGCAGUGCUGAGUGCAUUGCAUGAUGAUGGAAUAGUAAAUUCCCCAAUGGUAACGAUUGGUAUUAAUGAAGAGUCAGGCCAAGCAUUAAAAAGAAAAAAUGCAAGAAAGAGGAUAAAACUUCCAUAUCAUUUUAUAUUUCUGGCAUGGUUUUAUUUCUUAGCUUUAUCAUCGGCCUCAGCAUACUUUGUUGCACACUUUGGGGAGCAAUAUGACGAAGAACUGGCAGCCCAAUGGCUGACAUCUUUUGUUCUAAUUAUAUUUCAAGACAUCGUUAUUAUCAACGUCUUUCGUGUUGCUUUUAUCUCAUUGUAUUAUGCUUUAGUACUUAAAAGGCCAGACGAAAGUGAUUAUGAUAAUGAGAGAAAAGAUGACAAUCCUCAGCAAACCAAUAACUACGAAUACGACAUUACAAAGACGAAGGUGACUUUUCCGCCUAGUAAAGAACAACUUGAUGAGGCAAGAACGAAAAAGCUCCGGGAGAUUCAAAUGGACGCUAUCAUCAAAGAUAUGAUUAUCUAUGUAUUCUUUCUCACGUCGCUUCUUGUUGUAAGCUAUAGCCAUCGUGAUCCACAAGCGUUUGCAGUGGCGCAAAAUCUGAUAGAUUCUUAUAUAGGUGGAAAUUAUGCUGGAAAUGGAUUAAGUCAGAACGAUGGAACCUCAAAUUACUGGACUUGGCUGGAGUCGACUGUACUACCAAGCCUAUCUGCGGCGAAUCGAAGCUGGGUUCCGUUUUGUGAACCGUCGUCGAACUAUUCCAUCGACUGUAACACAAGAAUAAUUGGAACAGCACGCCUGAGGCAGCUUCGUGUUCCACCGGGUAGCUGCGAAAUUCCACCUGGUAUGGAAAUUGUUUCAAGCACAUGCAAUGACUUUUAUUCUAUGUUGAGUGAGGACAAAAGUAAUUAUCUUAAAGGAUGGAUACCUACCAACAAAACAAGAAACGAACCAGAUCCCUGGACAUACCAAUCAAUGUUUGAUAUAGGAGGAUAUCCAUACUUUGGGAUUUUAUCUACUUACAGUGGUGGAGGAUAUAUUACCGAGCUUCACAGUACUGGAGAUGGGAUUAAUGACUUAAAGACAAAUAACUGGAUCGAUCAAAGAACAAGAGCAUUAUUUGUGGAAGUGAGUGUAUACAAUGCACAAGUAGACAUGUUUGGCAUCGCAACGUUUUUAACUGAAUGGAUGCCAACAAAUGGUGUUCUUUAUUUUGAUAAUGUGAAAGCAGCCCGUCUCUUCAUACCAACAGACGCAGCACAGACAGUAACAACUGUUUGUCAGCUAUUCAUGGUUCUAUUUCUCAUGAUAUUUAUUUACGGAGAAUCGAAGAAAGUAUUAAAAGAACGAAAGCAGUAUUUUAAAGAUGUGUGGAAUUGGAUGGAAGUUUUCAUGAUUGUAUUUAUUUUUGGAUGUCUUGGUUCUCUGUAUCAAAGAUCAAAGUCCACAACUAAAGCAAUCAGUGAAAUGCAAAAAAAUCCAGACAAAUUUGUAAGCCUUAUCCAAGCUGCUACUUUUGAUGAGCUUCUGACUUAUUUUCUUGGUCUUGUCGUCUUUGUUGCUAAUUUAAAGCUUUUGAAGCUGUUCAAAUUCAACCAUCGUGUUUUUCUCUUCACUCGGACAUUGUCGACUGCAAGCGACCCACUCCUGUCGUUUAUGUUGGUCUUCUUCAUAUUCUAUAUUGCUUUCUGCAGUAUAUACUACUUGAUUUUUGGGACUAUCAUGGUUGAAUAUAAGUCAAUGACAAGCACAAUCAAAUCUUUGUUUAACAUCUUACUUGGUGGAUUUGAUUUUAACAGCAUGGAAGAAGCUGAUAGGGUUUAUGGUCCCUUACUGUUCUUUUCAUUCAUGAUGAUCAUGGUAAUGAUACUGAUGAAUACAUUUUUGACUAUCCUGAUGGAUGCAUUUGCUGAUGUACAAGGCGAUGAGCACUUAAAAGACGGAGAACUUGAUGUAUUGGAUCACUUUUUGUCUCGAGUAGAAAAAUUUCGAGGUCGAAARGGGAAUAAGAUUGGCCAGCUCCCUAUCGAGAGCGAAAAUGACAUAGAAGACAUUCAAUCUGAAAGCCAAGAUUCAAGUAUUCAAGAAGAAAAGGAGGGGGAAUACGAAGGAGACCAGUGUGAAAAGAAAAAAAAUAUUGAUUUUUAUGACGAUGCUAAAGGCUUUAAUAAUGRCGAUGACGGUAACGAUACUGAUGACGAUGGCGAUGACAGCGAUCCAGAUGACGUGCUAGGGCAGGCAAUUAAAAGAGCAAAGGAUCGGUUGCGUAUUAAACGGAUAGAAAUGUUAAAAUCUGCUUUCAAAUUUACCCAAACUCUAGCAACAUUCAAGCCAAUUGUCAAAGAGAGAAAACUAGAAGAAAAACUGGAUGACAUAACUUCAUUUUUUUGCUGCACUGCCUUGGAUGAACUUGUCCUUGAUCGUGCUUAUGAAGAAAUGGUUAGACAGUAUGUAAAAAAUCUGAAGAGAGACUACUUUAACAGGGAAAUUAAACGCCAAAAUGACUUUGCGACAAGCUGGCAAGCCUCAAAAGUGGAUUUGAAACAGCCAAAAAAUGCAAUUUAUAAGUAUACUAGGCAUGUAGAAGAAAACCAAUCGUAAUCCGUCUACCAUAUUUUUACCGUACCCGGAACUCCUAGCUUGAUUUAAUUGCAAGCCGCGUGUUUUUCCAUCGUUUUUGAAGUGAAAAGAAAAAUAUAAAAAGUAUAAUCUUUUUUAUUAAAGAAUGAGGAUAAUCGUCGUACCUUCUUGAGGUCAAAAUUAAUAUGACUUGGGACCUUCUAGAAUUUAGAACCUUCUUUAUAGAACUACAAUAAUAUCAGUUGCUAUAUUUUUGUUGUUUUUUCUUUUUUACUUCACCAAAAAUUAAUAGAUGGAACUGAAAAAAAUGAGAUGAGAUGAUUAAAAUGAUAGCCAGUAGUUUUAAACACUACAAAUUGGUUAUGUUUUAGUGAGGUGAGAAUCAUUUAUUGUAAUGGUAACCUGCAUAAACCUUUGGAGUCAUUUUUAAAAUUCUCGAAUUCUCGACAAGCAACCCGCCGACCAUUUUUAAAUGGUAUAUUAAAAUUAAUAACUUCAUUUGCUUUAGAAUACUGUAACAAUAAUAUAAUCUUACGAAAUCAGUCUCUAUAGCAAUUGUAAAUAAUUAAUAAUUCCAGUAAGCCAUCGAUUUGUAAUUCCCUUAUCGCCAGCGAAACCAGGAACGCUUUUAAAAAAUUGUAGUACAGAUUUUCGAAAUACUUCACCCAUCGAGACGUAAUUUGAGUCCAUAGUACUUUCCUUUUUUUUGUUAAGGCUGAUUUACACGGUACGAUUUGUCGCGCG